AUGAUCAGGUUUUUGUUUUUUCUACUCUGCAGCUCAUUAAAAUCCAAUCUUAUUCUAUUUCUGUUGAUUUCUGCAAUGCAUGUGUUCUGGUGCCAUCCAGUUCCAUCUUCUAAGGUGUCUGGAAAAUCUGACUACUUUGUCGUCCUGCUGAACAGCUGCCCCACGAGGAUGGGUAGGAGAGAGGGACUGGAUUUUCUAAAGCCAAUUUUGGAGAAGACACUUAUGAAAAGGUCCUUUCGCAAUGGAGUUGGCACAGGAAUGAAAAAAACUUCCUUUCAAAGAGCAAAAUCAUGA
This is a messenger RNA of Balaenoptera musculus (blue whale), 294 nucleotides long. It is a transcript of the gene NPS, whose product is annotated as neuropeptide S. NCBI's taxonomy places the organism in Eukaryota, Metazoa, Chordata, Mammalia, Artiodactyla, Balaenopteridae. Gene Ontology annotation, cellular component: extracellular region. Gene Ontology annotation, biological process: positive regulation of synaptic transmission, glutamatergic; neuropeptide signaling pathway; positive regulation of action potential. Bases 1 to 294 code for a protein of 97 amino acids. The record is from RefSeq and is a predicted model, not a curated record. The transcript is spliced from 3 exons.